AUGGAGACGAUAUCGAGAGUGGAGACAGGCAAACCCCACGCUGUCUGCAUACCAUACCCUGCCCAGGGCCACAUCGACCCCAUGCUCAAGCUGGCCAAGCUCCUCCACAAAGCCGGCUUCCACAUCACCUUCGUCAACACUGACUACAACCACCGCCGUCUCCUCAGGUCCCGCGGGCCCCACGCCCUCGACGGCCUCCCCGACUUCAGGUUCACCUCCAUCCCCGACGGCCUACCGCCUUCCGACGCCGAUGCCACUCAGGACAUUCCCUCCCUCUGCGUCUCCACCACCACCACGUGCCUCGAGCCCUUCUGCGACCUACUGGCUGGACUCAACGCCACCGACGGGCCGCCGGUGACGUGCAUCGUCGGAGACGGGGUGAUGAGCUUCACGCUGAAGGCCGCAGAGAGGUUUGGGCUGCCCGAGGUGCUCUUGUGGACCACCAGCGCCUGUGGGCUGCUUGGAUACAUGCAGUACCGCCGCCUUGUGGAGAAAGGGUUUAUCCCGCUCAAAGACAUGAGCCAAGUAACGAAUGGCUAUCUUGAAACAACCCUCGACUGGGUCCCUGGUGUGGAAGGCAUCAAACUGAGAGACAUCCCGUCCUUUAUCCGAACCACAGACCCAGAGGACAUCAUGCUCAACUUCUUUAUCCAAGAAAUUGACGCACUCCCUAGAGCUAAAGCCCUUAUCCUCAACACGUUCGAUGCACUAGAGAAAGACAUCCUAGACACUGUCUCCUCCAUGUACCAGUGUGUGCUCCCAAUAGGGCCCCUCUACCUCAUGGAAGAUAAACAACUCGACUUCAUGAAAUCGAGCCUAUGGAAGGAGGACUCUAACUGUAUCCAAUGGCUCGACACAAAAGAGCCGAAAUCAGUCGUGUACGUCAACUUUGGAAGCAUCACUGUCAUGACGACUCAACAGCUGACGGAAUUUGCGUGGGGCCUUGCGAAUAGCAAAUACCCAUUUCUAUGGAUCGUACGACCCGAUAUUGUGGCAGGCGACUCUGCUAUGCUCCCGCCAGACUUUCUGACCGAGACAAAUGAUAGGGGAAUGAUGGUAAGUUGGUGCCCUCAGGCGCAAGUGCUGAGCCACCCUGCUGUUGGAGGGUUUUUGACGCACAGUGGGUGGAAUUCAACGUUAGAGAGUAUAGUAGGUGGGGUCCCUAUGGUGUGUUGGCCUUUCUUUGCCGAACAACAAACAAACUGUCGGUUUAGCUGCGUGGAGUGGGGAAUCGGGAUGGAGAUUGAUAAUGUAACAAAGGAUGAGGUGGAAGUUUUGGUGAGGGAAAUGAUGGGGAGUGAAAAGGGAAAGAAUAUGAAGGAGAAGGCAUUGGAAUGGAAGAAAAAAGCCGAGGAAGCGACUAGAGUUGGGGGCUCUUCCUACUUGAACUUUGAUAAGUUGCUCAAGAAUGUGCUUUUGGAGUAA
Striga hermonthica is the source of this 1425-nucleotide messenger RNA. The record is from the annotation of a GenBank genome assembly. Lineage: Eukaryota; Viridiplantae; Streptophyta; Magnoliopsida; Lamiales; Orobanchaceae.